This is a messenger RNA of Mycosarcoma maydis (corn smut), 1605 nucleotides long. RefSeq lists its product as uncharacterized. Gene Ontology annotation, biological process: protein deubiquitination; ribophagy. Gene Ontology annotation, molecular function: mRNA binding. The record is from RefSeq and is a predicted model, not a curated record. Gene Ontology annotation, cellular component: Ubp3-Bre5 deubiquitination complex; ribonucleoprotein complex; cytosol. NCBI's taxonomy places the organism in Eukaryota, Fungi, Basidiomycota, Ustilaginomycetes, Ustilaginales. The transcript has a single exon. Bases 1 to 1605 code for a protein of 534 amino acids.
AUGUCUGCCGCCGUCACCGCCAGCAACGCCGCCACCGCCGCCAACGGAGUGUCUCCUUCUUCAGCAGCUUCCUCCUCCGCCGUCGCUACUGCCACCGCCAACAGUGCUGCCAAGCCCGCGGUUCAGCCUUCCGAAGUCGGCUGGCUCUUUGUCACGCAGUACUACACUUUCCUCAACCAGAACCCCGCUCGUCUCCACUGCUUUUUCACCAAAAAGUCUACCAUGGUUCACGGCAUCGAACAGGAGGAAUCUUCGCCGUGCUUCGGCCAGCAGCAGAUCCACGACAAGAUCACUUCGCUCAACUACCAGGAUGCCAAAGUGUUUGUUUCCAACGUCGACUCCCAAAGCUCGGCUAGCGGUGGUAUCCUCGUCCAGGUACUCGGUGAGCUCAGCAACAACGGCGCCGCCUGGAGAAAAUUCGCCCAGACCUUCUUCUUGGCCGAACAGCCCAACGGCUACUAUGUGCUCAACGACAUCUUCCGCUACCUCAAGGACGACGACGAGAUCGAGGCAGAGGCAGAAGCCGUCGAUGAGGCUCUCCAGGAGGAGAUCGACGAGGCCGACAAGAACGGCGUCGAAGUUGCUCACACCAUCCAGAUCAACAACAUUGGCAAUGCUAACGCCGUUCCCCACCUUCCGGCCCCCACCAGCUCUCCUGCUGCCUCCAAGGCCAUCGAAGCCGCCGAUACCAAGCCAGCCGCCACCGAGCAGCAGCCUGCUACCAAGCUCGAUGCCCCUUCUGCCGCUGACAACGCCGUCGCCACCUCGACCGCUGCCGAGCCCACCAACACCGAUGCCGACCAGGUCGGUACCGACAAGAAGCUAACCGCGGUCGACAACCACCAAGCGCCUGUUCCUCCCAAGGGCGCAAAGGACGCUGCCGAUGCGGCCAAGACCGAGACUGCUCCAGCUGCUGCCGCUUCCGCGCCAAACGCUGCUGCUUCUACUCCCGCUGCUGCCGCUGCUGCCGCUGCGGCCCCUACUCCUGCCCCUGCCCAGCCUGCUGGUCCACCCAAGCCCAAGACUUGGGCCACGCUCGCUGCUUCGGACGCUACUCGCUGGGGAUCCAACGUCUCGGCCGAAGCAAAGGGUGUCUCUUCUUCUCGCCCAGCUGCUGCUACUACUUCCACCGCCGCCAAGCCGGCUGCUGCUGCUGCUGCUGCUUCUGCUCCCAAGCCGGCUGCUGCUACUUCGAAUGGAGCAAGCUCGUCGCCUUCGGUGUACAUCAAGAACGUCGUGGCGGACCAAGUCACCGAAGCUGCGCUCCGCCAGGCGCUCGAGGCUUUCGGCACGGUCAAGGAUGUGCAGAUCAUCGGCAGCCGUUCGUGCGCUUUUGCCGAAUUCACGAGCGUCGAUGGGGCUCGCAAGGCGGCUGCCAAAGCAAGUGUUGCUGUAGGAAAGAACGGCUGGAACGUCACGAUCGAGGAGCGACGAAAGCCCAGUGCUGGUGGUGCCGGUGGUGCUGGUGCCGCGGGAGGUGCACGUGGAGCGGGUGGUGCGCCUCGUAACGGUGCGGCUGGUGGUUCACGCACUGGCGCUGCUCGUGGUGGAAACGCUGCUGUCCGAGCGGGCCGCGGCGGUGCUGGUCGCGCCGGCGCCAACUAG